AUGGGGAUAGACCGGCGGCGGAGAGCAUCGCUGGCUCUCACCUUGAACUUUCUGGCUUUGUUCCUGGCGGUGUCGGCUCUUGGAACGAGCCACUGGUGCGCCGGCACCCGCAAAGUGGUCAAGCCGUUCUGCACCGGUCCGGUAACGACCAAACAGUCGUUCUGCAUCAGGUUUAACAGCUCCAAUUUAAACGACACGCGGCUGGUGCAGUACAUCUGGGAGACCGGUGAGGACAAGUAUGUGAUGAGGAAGUUUCACACCGGGAUCUGGUUCUCCUGCGAGCAGAACAUCAACAUGACCGGUGAAAACUGCAGAAGUUUUAUCUACGUUGCACCUUCAAAUGAAAGAGGCGUUCUGUGGCUUUGCAUCGUCGCAGAGUGCCUGUACAUCAUGCUUUUGGCCACUGGGGGCGUGCUAAUGUCGAUCGAAGUGUGCCAGUUCGGCAACGUCAUCGACGGCCUGAAGCUCAAUGCCUUUGCUGCCAUAUUCACAGUGCUUUCAGGGUUGCUGGGUAUGGUGGCACAUAUGAUGUUCACAACAGCCUUCCAACUGACUGUCAGUUUGGGCCCAGAAGACUGGAAACCUCAGACAUGGGACUACAGUUGGUCAUACAUAUUAGCAUGGAGUUCCUUCACAGCAUGCAUGGCAUCCUCGGUCACCACCAUUAAUCGCUAUACCAAAACCAUCCUGGAAUUCAAGCACAAGCGACGGAACAUUGAGAAGAACUUAAAGAUCAAGCAGAAGCUAUUAGAGCUGGACGCUCCCGAGCAGGUGUGGGACAUGUACAUCAGCUCGGUGCCGAGUACCGCAGAGGAGCUGCUGGACCUUUCGUCUAACGGCCGAAAACUCUCCAACACCUCCAUCUUCUUGGACCUCAACGACCUGCCCGACCCGCAGGUUGAGGAGUACUGCUAG
Molecule: messenger RNA, 915 nt
Organism: Nerophis lumbriciformis (worm pipefish)
Lineage: Eukaryota; Metazoa; Chordata; Actinopteri; Syngnathiformes; Syngnathidae
Source: RefSeq, a predicted model, not a curated record